CAAAACAAUUUACCCGGAUCGCUCUCUAAUAUUUUGCGUCAGAGUUUAACAUGUGUGAGCCAUGGAUGAACUUAUAAUAUUAUGUUUCGAGAUGUGAACGUUCGCAAUGGCGUUCCACGUUCACCAAAUUAAAUAUGUAGACGCAGAGGCAGACUUGUUUAGUACACACACCGCAGGCGCCAUGAAAAGGCGCACGCUUCGCUGAUCGCUCGUUACUUACGAAUUAUAUACUUAAAACAUAGUUUUCAAUUAAUUCUAUAAAUAAUUAUAUGUGUAGACAUAAAUAUUCUAUAUUUAGUGAUUCAUAGUAAAGCUAAAAUGAAACUAGUCUUGUUUCUCGUGGCUUUCUUUCUGGUUUCCUGCGGCUGCGAACCUGAAGUUGUGUACUGCUGUAAACCGGAACAGAGUGUUUUGGCAGACUCAGAGAGUGAAAAUUUAUGUGUGGAUAUAAAAAAUAAUACUAUCAAGACGCCCGCGAAACUGGCGUGCGAGAACGUCACUCAUAUUUUAGAUGACUCUGAGUUAAACUAUACAAUCACUGAUGAUGGAAGGAUGAUCUUGUUAAUGGAUGAAUUAGAAAAACAUAUUGACACUGAUUUAUUUUGUAUUGCCAAUCGGACGUUAACCUAUCAUGAUCGAAUUUUAGUGUUCUGUGAAGAGGAGGAAGAAGAACAAAUUAUAGACGAAAGGAUCCUCGCAUACUGCAUGUAUGUGUCGGUCGUGUUUUUGACCCUGACUUUGAUAGUAUACUGUGCACUAGCUGAAAUGAGAGAUCUACAAGGGAAAAGUUUAAUAAACUUUUGUGGAAGUUUGGCGAUCGGACUCUGCAUUUUGGGCACCCUAAAAUUAAAUCUUGGGUAUUCAAAUCUAGGAUUAUGUGCUGCAAGAGGUUUCUUCACUUACUUCUUUUUAAUUGCAAGCUUCUUUUGGAUGAACGCGAUAUCAGUACAAAUUCUUCUAAGUAUAAGGCGUCCCAGUAGAUUCGACUACGGUUGGAAGGAAUUCCUCUGGUACGCUCUGUACGCUUGGGGAUGUCCAGCAACUAUAACAGUAUCUAUGGUUAUUGUCAAUUCUGUCCCAGGCUACCACCGAAAGCCUGGUAUAGGAUUGCAUACUUGCUGGUUUUUUAGUCCGCGACAUCAAUGGCAAUAUAUGUACAGCGUCAUGACAAUCUUGAUCCUUGCAAACAUCUGCAUAUUUUUUUACAUAUCGACUCACCUCUGUCGCCAUUCCUUCGCAUCCAGUCACAUAAAGGCACUUAAAUAUAAGUUCAUUAUGACAGUAAGGAUGUUCAUUAUAAUGGGAUUGCCGUGGGUAUUUGAAAUGAUCAGUUCAUUAUGCAGACCUCACGUUUUUUGGGUCAUAACAGACAUAUUCAAUACGUUACAAGGAAUAUUUAUAUUUCUUCUGCUCGUCGUGUUCCGAAAACGCGUGAUAAAAGCAAUGUUCAAGAGGGGUUGGCUGGACUGUAUUUCGGGAUUCAUCGAACGCCACCUGGCGGUCGGUGAUGAUGACGAAGAAGACGUGGUGCACCAAACCAUGGACGUCGGUCUUCAGGAAGAAUUUACAAAAUAGCUACUAAGCGUUACUACAUUUUUGGCCAAAAAUAAAUUCAAAUUGUAAUAUAGAUCGGUGAUAUACAUAUAAUUUACUAAGUAGGUACAUUACCAUUUACGAGCAGGAUUGGAAAAAGGAU
This is a messenger RNA of Maniola jurtina (meadow brown), 1696 nucleotides long. RefSeq names its product probable G-protein coupled receptor Mth-like 2. Lineage: Eukaryota; Metazoa; Arthropoda; Insecta; Lepidoptera; Nymphalidae. The transcript has 8 exons. Gene Ontology annotation, biological process: cell surface receptor signaling pathway; G protein-coupled receptor signaling pathway. Gene Ontology annotation, molecular function: G protein-coupled receptor activity. The coding region runs from base 319 to 1575 and encodes 418 amino acids. Gene Ontology annotation, cellular component: membrane. The record is from RefSeq and is a predicted model, not a curated record.